This is a messenger RNA of Anarrhichthys ocellatus (wolf-eel), 3994 nucleotides long. It is a transcript of the gene hunk, whose product is annotated as hormonally up-regulated Neu-associated kinase. Gene Ontology annotation, molecular function: ATP binding; protein serine/threonine kinase activity. The transcript has 9 exons. The coding region runs from base 398 to 2458 and encodes 686 amino acids. Gene Ontology annotation, biological process: intracellular signal transduction; protein phosphorylation. The record is from RefSeq and is a predicted model, not a curated record. NCBI's taxonomy places the organism in Eukaryota, Metazoa, Chordata, Actinopteri, Perciformes, Anarhichadidae. Gene Ontology annotation, cellular component: cytoplasm.
UGCGCGCAGACUAUUCAGGAGACGUUCAUGUGUGGAGCAGGGACGCAGAGUGAGAGCCUAUACCUCUUGACUGAGCUGCUUUCUUUUUUAAACCCUCACAAGUAUGAAGACAGGUUGCAUCAGUUUACAACUUCCCAUGAUUGAGUCAGACAUUUUUUCUUGUGUCUUUUUUAAUCUAAGAUGAUACACUAAUCGAGACUUGUCUCGGAAUCUGCUGAGUGCGCUCACUGGAUGCUUCGGUCGAACAGGUGGCGCAAGCUCCGGUUCUCUUAAUUUGAUAAUAAGGGCAAGACGCAGGCACGUUAAGCAUUUAAUACCAGCCUUCAAGGUGGGAGAGGGACGAGCUGCGCAAUUUUUCCUCCCCUGUUAAAACGGGGCACUGGACAAGGGAGCUGUGAUGCCAGUUGCAGACAGCGACAUGGUAGUAGACAACAGCCACUGGUUGUAUGAGGGUAAAACCUCAAAUAGUGCCGGGAAUGACAGCACCAUCCCGGCCUCUCUAAGCAGUCCUGCGGCGGACAUCCUGAAGAACUUUUACCACACCAAACGGGUCGGGAACUACCUGAUCGGGAGGAAGCUGGGCGAAGGAUCGUUCGCCAAAGUUAGAGAAGGUCUCCAUGCGUUGACUGGGGAAAAGGUGGCAGUGAAGGUAAUUGACAAGCGGAAGGCCAAGAAGGACUCAUAUGUGACCAAGAACCUGCGGAGGGAGGGCCACAUCCAGCAGAUGAUCCGCCAUCCCAACAUCACACAGCUGCUGGACAUCCUGGAGACGGACAACAGCUACUACCUGGUGAUGGAGCUGUGUCCCGGCGGGAACCUCAUGAACUGUAUCUACGACAAGAAGCGUCUGGAAGAGCGGGAGACUCAGAAAUACAUCCGGCAGUUGGUGCUGGCCGUUGAGCACCUGCACAGGGCGGGAGUGGUGCACAGGGAUCUGAAGAUAGAAAACCUCCUGUUGGAUGAGCAGAACAACAUAAAGCUCAUAGAUUUUGGCCUCAGUAACUGCGCAGGCAUCUUGGGAUACUCCGACCCAUUCAGCACCCAGUGUGGAAGCCCCGCCUACGCCGCCCCAGAGCUGCUCUCCAGGAAGAAGUACGGGCCGAAGGUGGAUGUCUGGUCCAUUGGUGUGAACAUGUACGCGAUGUUGACUGGGAAUCUGCCGUUCACUGUGGAGCCCUUCAGUCUCCGAGCCCUGCACCAGAAGAUGGUGGACAAGGAGAUGAACCCUCUACCUCCCUCGCUCUCCUCAGCUGCUAUCUGUCUUCUGAAGAAGCUUCUUGAGCCCGAUCCCAACAAGCGUCCCAAUAUCCAUCAGGUGAUGGCCGAUUCCUGGCUACAGCUGGCCAACAAGAACACAGGAGCACCAUACCUCAACAGGAUUCACAUUGAGGAGAUAAACCACACGGUGUUGCUGCAUAUGACGGAGAAGAUGACCUACAAGCACAGCGAGGUGCUGAGCGCCGUCCUCACCAACCGCGCCUGCCACACUCUGGCCGUCUACUUCCUCCUCAACAAGAAAAUGAAGAGACUCUCUAAAGAGUACAGGGAGAUGCAGUUCCAAGAAAAAAAGAUAGGAGAGAAGCAGAAAAGCGAAUACUUCCAGACCCAGUGGAGGAAGCACGUCGACAAGCUCACCAUCCCCCCCAAGCAGACGCCCGUCUACCUGGCUGUGGCCAAGGGGCCCAGCAAGGAGAAGAAACACAGAACAGGUCUUUUGCGUGCCAUUACUGGUGGCCAUCGUAAUUCCCCUCUGGCGCCACCCGGCACCGUCGCCUCUUCUUCCAUGGAGUACCUAGAGAUCCAGCCUCUCUUUUCCAACACCCCUAAGCAGCGGAGGCGCUUGGCCACCCUCCCUCAAGUUAACACGAGCCCGGAACACAACAUUCCUGCCCCACCAGCACCGUCACCGAUCGGCAUGCAUUCCUUCGGCUCCCUCUCCAAAGCCGAGCAAAUUGAAGACACCCCGGCCUCGCCCUGGUACAAGCUGACCAACGGGACCCUGUCCCCGCCGCGCCACAUCUCCGCUUUCCAACCCGACUCUUCCUACUUGAAGAAGGCCACGAUCCCCAGCCCCCCUGUGCUCAUCGUCAACCCACAGCCCAAGAAGAGCAUCUCGUCCGAUUGGGGCGGUUCGUCCGACACCAGCGGCAGCCCUCCCAGCACGAUAGGAAGCCCCCCAGGCAGCUCGGCCUUCAGCCCCCCGAAGUCCGCCUUCAGCGCCCUCAACCCCACCUCGGCAUUCAGUCCUCCUUCCAGCAGCGGCAGCAGCGAACCCGACAGCCCGACACACCGCAGCAAGUUCCCGUCUAUGGGAAUCGGACAGAUUUUUAAGAAGAAGGUGCAGCUGCAGCCGUUCUCCUUCCGGCCGGAACAGGUCCUGGAGGAAGUGGUGUCCCCGCCGCCCUACCCCAUGCAAACUCUCCUCUGUGCUUCAGGUGCACUCAAGACUCUCUGCUGAGGGACACACGACGAAUAAAAAAUAAAAUAAGGAUAGACUGAACUCAAGGCCCCACUCAACAUUUUGUUUAAGUUGAAGAAGUCUUCCAGAGCGGCCUUUUGAACUGUCCCUUUAUUGUGACUGAGCCUCUUUUCAAGACAGACCAUUUAAAAAAAAUUAAAAAAAGAAGAAGAAGAAAACAAAAGGAGGUUUGAGUAAGAGUAUACAAUAUUGUGUCUCCAGUCACCGCUCUCAUUAUGUAAUAAGAGGUGGUGACGCUGAGAAGAUGAGAUUUGAAACAAUGACUAAACCUCGCUGUGGCCUAGAUGAAGACUGGACAUGGGACAUCAUGUAACACACACAUACACACACAAAACACUGUAUUAUAGACUGAGUCAAGAGGUAUUAUCUCAUGUAAUAUUGCUGUAACUGGUUACUAAUUGAGCCGCAGACUGAUUCACACCAGCUAACAGAUCCCAACUCUUACCCUGACCCUGAUUACAUGUAUAAAUGUUUUGUCUGUCUGAAAAAAACUCUCUAUAAGAUACCCACUGACUUCCAGCCGGCUGGCACUGUAUCAAUGCUGAACUGGAUGGAGAAGCUCACUGCACUAUUCUUUAAAAAAAAAAAAAAAAACUAGUAAAAAAGGUGUUUAGCAUCUUUUACCUCACUGCAUUAUUCAUACGUAACUGUGUAACAGCAGUCGACUGUGACAUGCUUGUGUGGAUUUUUGCCACAGUGGUGCAGUGUCUGAGCGUUGAGUGCCAUUAGAUUUGAAACAAUAGAAGUAGGUAUCGCAAGAAGAGUCAUAUUCACUUUUUUUAUAGGGUUCUCAUAAACCACCACGGAUAAUAAUUCACAGCUAUAACUUUUUAUAUACAAGUGUUACAUCACGACCCACAGGGGAACUGUCAAAAGUCUUAGUUUUGACUUCCUUAGAGCCUGUUCAUAGUCUGUUUUGGAGAAGAAGAAAAUAGAGCAUCAAAAGCCUUAUGAAACUUAUGAACCUCACAAAAGGCAAGGUGGGAGGAUCACGUAACAUCUCUGAAAAUAAGUCACUUCCUUUUGUCUUAAUGCUGUAGUCUGUGUCUUAAGUGUUAACUGCAAUGACGAGUAUUUGCCAAGAGCUCUCUGAGAGUGAUGUGAAAAUUGUGCUUGUAAAUAACUGACUCCUGUGUUUUUCGGCCACUGUCUGCCGUCCUGUACGAAGCGAUCGUAAAAUGUUGGUCGAACGGACACUUUGGCCGCUCCGUCAAAGUAUUUGACGGAGAAGGUUUCCACGGGGAGCGUGAGCCUUCUCACUGUUAAGAUACUAUCGAAUCUCUUCCUGUCCAAAUGAAAAAGUUGCAUGCAAUACUUCACGAGUCCAACUGUAAACUGUCAACAUUUGAAAUGAUGUCUUUGUACCUUUGUUUUCUGGUUGAUACUGAGAUUGAUACAGACUCGAGAUGCGAGGGAGAGGGGGGGGGUCUUUUGUAAGAUUUUGUAAUGGAUGGUUUUGUUUAAGUGUCAAGAGAUUUCUAUGCUGUAUAAAGUAUUUUAAAUAUUUAUACUGAA